GUGACCGUCCCCUGCACAUCCUCCCUACCGACAACGUGGCAACACUCAGAGUUUACAAAGUUGCCCGUUUCCACAACAUGAAGAAACCACUAAUGCGAGGAUCCGGUUUGUUCUGCACAUCAUGAAUGCUGACUUGUUAUCAGCUCGUGUGUGUGUGUUUCCCCAUGAAUGAUGUGGAAGCUGUGGAUGUACUUUGCCUUCAUCUGACAGGUCUGAACUGUGUUAAAGUCUAUCCUCGGAGAUGGAUCAGAGAGGCCGCCAGCUGCCGGACUCCAGUCGCCGCUCUCACAGGAAACAAGACAAGGAGCAUUACUCCAGAUUUGCUCAGCAACAAUGGGACCCGAACUAUCCUCCGCCUGAGCCAAGAGAGAAGGACCAGCACUGGGGUCGUCCUGAUGCCCGUUACGUGACCCACUUCACCAGCCCACCUGCCAGACCUCCUCUGUUUCAGUACAACUCUCAGGAAUAUGCCUAUGCUUACGGGUGGCAGGAGCAUCACAGACCUCAGUCCAGGCAUGGUAAUGACUAUGCCCCCCAUAACCACUGGGAUUACCAGGACGGCUAUGGCUAUUAUGACUACUACAGAGGACAACAUGCACAACCAGAUGCUGUACAGUGGGCGCCCCCAGAAUUCUGGAAAGUCAAUCAGUACCCUGAAAGGACACACGUGCAAGGCCACGGAGCAAGCCUCAAUUUAGAGGAACACAGGUAUGACCAGAACAGUGAAAGCUCCCAGCGUUACCUCAGUGAUUAUAAAGUCAAUCCUUACAGAGAUAACGAGGAUGUGUCCUCUGAUUAUCCCGGGACAUUAGAGAGCUCCAAAACCUCUGGACUGUCUUCCAGCAGCUAUGAGCUGAGUCAGUACAUGAACGGACCUGAUCUCUGUGAUCAGGAGUUGCAGCCUGCUUUCACUUCCGAUGGAGAGCAUGCAGCGGUGCAUCAGACCUUGGCUCCUCUAAAGUAUUCAGUCCCUCAUGCAGUGGUGAGCUUUGGGCCAGCGGGCCAGCUCAUACGGGUCACUCCGGCCCUGUCAGCGCAAAAGAAAUUGAGUCAUCUGGAAGUCCACAGUUUGGAAGUCAUACUAAGCGAGACACCAGAGCAGCAGGAGAUGAGAGACUUUCCUGGACCUUUAACUCGGGAAGGUUUGCAUAAAAUAGAUGCAAUAGCCUUUGCUCAUAAGAAGGCAGGAACCUGCAUGAGAGAUGGCGAGCUGCCAGAUGGGAGCUCUGCUGCCCUCUUGUGGAAUCUACUGGUACUUCUCUGCAGACAGAAUGGUCAAAUAGUUGGCUCAGAUAUCGCUGAGCUCCUGAUGCAGGAUUCCCAUUCAGAUGGAAGCUGGAAGCCAGAUGUUCCCACACUCAUUGAUUUUGAUGAGCACCCAGCAGCCGAACUACCGCCUGCUAAAGGAGACGAUCUACUCACAGGAGAUCCAAAUAGUUUUGGAGGGAGCCCAGAAAAGGCUCUGCAGAGCUACACUCAGCUACUGCUGGCUGGAAGAAAGAAGGAGGCCCUGGAGUCUGCUAUGACCAGCGGCCUGUGGGGGCAUGCACUUUUUCUGGCUAGCAAGAUGGGCAGCAGAUCAUAUGCCACAGUGCUGAACAGGUUUACAAGCCAGCUAGUAGCGACCGAUCCCCUCCAGACUCUCUUCCACCUUCUGUCUGGGAGAAUGCCAGCUGCAUCCAUGUCGUGUGGAAAUGAAAAAUGGGGCGACUGGAGGCCCCAUCUGGCUGUGAUGCUCUCCAACGAGACAGGAAAUCCUGCAAUACAGCAGAAGGCCAUCCUCACCAUGGGAGACUCGCUGGCCUCCAGGGGCCUAAUACAUGCUGCCCAUGUGUGUUACCUGACAGCCGGCGCUUCCUUUGGGGCGUUCCCGCAGAAGGCAGAGAGACUUGUGCUUCUGGGCAGCAGCCACAGGCAGUCUUUCAGACACUUUGCUUCAACCUCUGCCAUCCAGUGUACAGAGUUAUACGAGUACUGUCAGACGCUUGGAGGAAAAUCAUUUUCAAUCCCAUCCUUUCAGGUGUAUAAGUUCCUUUAUGCCUGUCGGCUGUUGGACUGUGGGCUUUCGUCCCAGGCCUUCCAUUAUUGUGAGGUGGUGGGGCAGGCUAUCCUGAGGCAGAGGAAGCCAGACUAUGUGCUGACAGAGGAGAUUAUUAAGCUUUCAGACAGACUCAGGUUCACAGAGGGUCAGUACAGUGAAGCAGGGCUUGGUGGAGCAGCAGAGGAACCGGAGUGGCUCAAACACCUUCGGAUGCGACACCAACACUUCCAGAUGGGGAAUUAUGACUGUGCUGAUACAAAUCAGGAAGCUCCUCCAAGCUGUGCUUUGGCCGAUGAGGAUAGCCAGCUGUACCCAGAACCUGAUCUGGAUGAUUUAAGUUGUCAUAACCAGGAUCCAGAGCAUGAGCACCUGUAUUUGAGAAGCUCAGAGCACCAAGACAGCCUCAUCCAUGAGAGCGGAGAAGAAAUGUCAGUGAUUGACACAGAAACACCACACAGGUCUCAGGCCAAUGCCCCCUCCAUGGAGUCCAUGCCAACAAUGGUGCUUCAUACUCCCUCAGUGCCCAUGAGUCAAAUCACCAGCCCUCAUUACAUGGAUGGUGUUGAAGUCCGAAGUUCCAUGCCACAUUGUCCUCUGAGUAAUCCUCCACUGGCAGCUGAUGAGGCAGACUCAUCUUCUGAGGCUGGGAGGAUACGUGACGUUAACCUCAGUCCCAAUCAACACCAGGGGCUCAUGCCUGGGCCUGUGGAGGAGUCUGGGGGGCCUGACGAGGUACCUAAACAGGGCGCAAAAACAGGCUGGUUCAGUGGCUGGUUUAAAUCUAAGCCAAAAGAUGACAGAAAGGAAAGUAAAGAAAAUGACAUCCCAGCUCAGACGGACCCGCUCCCACCCGCUGGCCGCUUUCCUCCCCCUCCACCUGCUGCUCGCCCUCCUGGCACAUUUCCACCCUCCCUCUCCCCUGCUGGGACAAAUCCUUUCUCCAGGAAAGCUGGCCAGCAGCCAAGGUAGUAAAUGCUGCAUAACUCCACAACAGAAUGGCUGAUUACAUCCAAACCGCACAUAUACCUAACGACUGAGCACUGGGUGACAUCAGCAACAACUGCAUGCUGCUUACUUGCACAGAUAUUUCUUUUUAAAGGGUGCCCUUUGAAACCCCUACAGCGGAUUUGCCAUCAUGUUGCAUGCAAAGCACAGGAAUACCAGCAACUCAUAUUGCACCGGCCAAAACAGCUGAAGUAUGCUUGCAGAAAGCUGACGGUGGGGAAAUAACCGGGGGGCCGCAGGACACAUUAGUGGAGAAGGACAGCAUCGCUUACCCCGGCUGGUGAUAAAUAAUUUGGGGGUACAGGAGGUCGGGUAUUACAACACAACGAUAAGCUCUACUUGAAAACAACUCUGUCCACAGUCGCUCGCCUGCUGCUGGAUUUUUAAGUCUGGUCGGUCGGGUCCACACUCUUUCAUCUGUUUUUUUUUUUCUUCUAGCACGAGCCUCGUGAGAUUACUAUUUAGUAAAUAAUUCUGAAAAUUCACUGUCGCCAUUCUCUCUAAUCUCGUCAUUGCUGUUGUCUGACUCCUCCGUUUGCAUUCCACUGUUUAAGUGAUAUUUGCACCUGCAGCGUCUAAGCUGCCAGAGGUGUGACUUUGAUUGACAGGUAUAAUGAACUACUCCGAUUGGAUGAAGAAUGAGCCAAAAAGCACCGAUUGGCCACAAGAGCAGGGAGCUGCACCUCUAGGAGGCUCUUUUAGUAACAAAUUACAGCAUGAAGUCACAUGGAAGCCAAAUGUUUAAAAGCACACUACAAACAUGCUCAUCUGGCCAGCAUCUGGCCACUAAAAAGGUUUUAAUUUAAACUUACACAAAAAAUAACUUUAAUAAAACCAAAAUGGAAUGGGAAUGCUGAAAAAUGAAAAGUCAGACACACUUUAUGAGGGAACAGAUAUGAUAAUUACAUUGUAUAAUUUAUGUUUACUGUAUCUACACUUUUUUUCCCCUGCAAUUCUGAUAGUGGUGGCGAGCGGCAGUAUUAAGAAGCCUUCACUGCCCCAGAGGCUCUUCUUACACCGAAGAGCUGACUGGGAUCAGUUUUUAUCAGUAACAAAGAAGCAAGUUCUUGUUUGACAGAGAAAGACGAAGCCUACCACGUCCACUUAUUCACACUAAUGAUCUAACCUCUGCAUACCCAUCAUGCUGUACCUUAACAUUAGUCCUUUGAAUGUAGGAAAGUUGUGGUUAUUUUUGUUCUGUAUAUCAGCCACUGCUUCA
This is a messenger RNA of Fundulus heteroclitus (mummichog), 4265 nucleotides long. It is a transcript of the gene sec16b, whose product is annotated as SEC16 homolog B, endoplasmic reticulum export factor. Gene Ontology annotation, biological process: autophagy; Golgi organization; COPII vesicle coat assembly. Lineage: Eukaryota; Metazoa; Chordata; Actinopteri; Cyprinodontiformes; Fundulidae. Bases 242 to 3010 code for a protein of 922 amino acids. Gene Ontology annotation, cellular component: endoplasmic reticulum exit site; ER to Golgi transport vesicle membrane. The transcript is spliced from 26 exons. The record is from RefSeq and is a predicted model, not a curated record.